CUCGGGGCCGCGGGGCCGCGGCCUCCCGGUAUGGGCCGGGCAACCCCCCCGGCAGGAGCCGGGACCGGCUCUGCGGCCAGCUAGUGCCGACGGACCGGCCCCGCAAGGAGCCGCCGGGCGGGGGGCUCCGGGACCCGGGACGGGGGAAAGGACCGACAGAGGGAUCCAACUGGCCAGUCCGCCUCAAAGAGUGACCUCCAGGUGGCUGUGGUGAUUCUGCCCGAUGUCCGCUCCUGUGAAGAGGUGACCCACUCGCCCAGACGGUGCCAUGGGGCCUGCCGGCAGCUUGCUGAGCAAUGGACAAGUGCCCGUUGUGCUCUGGGGGAGCUUGGCCACUGUGGGCACUUUCCUCCUCCUCCUCACCUUCCUGCUCUUCCUCUGCUCCAGCUGUGACAGAGAGAAGAAGCCCAAACAGAGCGGAGAUCAUGAAAAUCUGAUGAAUGUGCCUUCUGACAAGGGUCUGUUGAGCCACUCAGUGACCAGCCUGGCGACGGACGCAGCAGCCAGCAGUGAGCCCAAUGGGGGCCUCAGUAAUGGCGACGUCCUCUCAGAAGACAGCACCAAGGCCUACACGCUGCCUUACGAAGAAGUCCAAACUUCCGUUUCUGACCUGUUGGACUCGCAGGAAAGCGUGGGAAAAUCCAUCAAGUGCCAUCAGAGCCGAGAAUUACCCAGAAUACCUCCUAACGGCACGCUGGAGCCCAUUCUCCCGCCCAGGACGGAGGCCAGGGAGCGGGGCCUUGGAACGGAAGGGCCAUACGAGGUCCUGAAAGUCAGCUGCUCCCAGGAAAACAUGGUGGAAGACUGCUUGUAUGAGACCGUGAAGGAAAUCAAGGAGGCGGGAGCCUCGGCCGACGCAGACCCAAGCCACGGCGUCGGCCGCCAGGAAGGGUCAGCGCCCGCUGGCCGGGGCCUCCUGGGCUCUCUCUCAGAAAGCCAGACGGGGUCGGCCGAGUACGCCUCAGUGGACCGGAAUAAGAAGGGCCGACAGAGUCUGAGUACAGAGAGCGUCCUUGGGGUGCUGGCAGAUCUGGAGGAAGAGGCCCCGCCCCCGGUUCCUGUCAAACUCCUCGACGAGAACGAAAAUGUCUGGGAGAAGGAAGAUGAGAGAUCGGUGGCUGGGAAGGAGGAGGAGGGAGAGGCCUCAAAGAGUCCCAUUGACACCAGCAAGAGGCUCAGCUCGCUGUCUUACAAGUCCCGGGAAGAUGAUCCAGCCCUUACAGAGGAGGAGAUUUCGGCCAUGUACUCUUCAGUGAGCAAGCCAGGCCUGGCCAACCGCCUGGCCCCCGCCCCCUCCGUGGCCGUCCAGGAAGUGGGGCCCCCGAGAUCCCCAUCGUCCUCCAACGACCUGUACGCCACAGUGACAGACUUUGAAAACCUCACCGACGGACAGGGGCUGCCCCCGCCCCGGCGGGACGACGAGCCAGAGCCGGACUAUGCUGCGAUCCAGUCCCUGGGCCGGGACGAGGGCCGGGCUGGGCCGGGCCCAGAGCGCGGACGUCCCCUCCCCGCCCAGCCCGAGAGUGACUACGAGAGCAUCGGGGAUCUGCACCACGGCAAGGAUUUCACCCGACUCUAGCGGCCGUGAUCCUGGCCCGCAACCGCCAGUCCGCCGCUGGAAGGAGCUGGGUGUGGGGGAGGCGGAGGAAAGGGUCUGUCAGGGGAUGCUUGGAGGCUGGAGAACAUGGUGGGGGUGGGGGUCAGUGACCAUUUUCCAGGCCUUGCAAGAGGAAAGUUGUGCUCAUACAUACAGGCAUCCAUACACAUGCUCACACAGGCCCACAUGUGUGGGCACACAUGCACACACACACAUGCAGGCACAGCUCUGGCCUGGGAGAUUGAUCAUAUCUAUGGCAGCGCAGGGAAGACAGUUAGUGGGGUCACAGCCAGGUACGAUGACCACUCUCUAGCAAAGCGAACUAUUCACCUGCCAGAAAUCCACCAGCCUCUUGCAAAGUAGUCUAGUCCUGCCCCAUACCCCCUGCCCUCUGCCUGGAGCGAACAACUUUCACCGAUCACUCUAGGAGAUUUCUCCCCUGAAACCAUCACCUCUUGCCUCGAACCAGACUCUUGGGCCCCUGGAGAGCCCGUGGGCCACCCAUGGUGGAGGGGCCCCGAGUGCCGGCUGUGGCUGGGGGGACCCUGCGGGCUGUCAGUACUGGUGGCCUCCCCAGGACUCGGGCAGCCGCUUCUUCCACCAAGCCAGGCCACCCCCAGUGCCUUCUGGUACUGGUGUCCAAAGCACUUGAAUUCUCUUCUCGAUUCUUUGAUUUAUUUUUCUAAUCGAAGUUCUUCGGGAUUUUUCAGUAUUUUAAGAACCUCGUGGUACUGGUAUACAUGCCUAUGUAGACAAAGAAUUCUUUAUGACUGUCUGGGAGGGGCCUGUUUCACACAAAGAGCCUGAAGCUACCCGGCAGUGGGGCUCAGGGCUCAGCCGCUGCCAGCCCUGCUGCCCAGCCACGAGAGCGCCCAGCUGGGAGGGCGCCCAGAACGCUCUGCUCCAUCCACUCGUCUGCAGAAUCUAGCUGGGCCACAGCGCAGAUGUUUGUUUUUGAUGAGAGAAAUCAAGAAGGCAUUUCAGGUUUUCUGCCUCAUUUCCAAUAAGUCCCGAUAUCCGAAGGAAUGUAUAGGAACUGUCUUCAUUAUAUGUACAAUCAUCUUAAACCUCAUUUUUAAGAA
Messenger RNA from Tachyglossus aculeatus (Australian echidna), 2679 nucleotides. It is a transcript of the gene PAG1, whose product is annotated as phosphoprotein membrane anchor with glycosphingolipid microdomains 1. Gene Ontology annotation, cellular component: plasma membrane; membrane raft. Bases 269 to 1579 code for a protein of 436 amino acids. The record is from RefSeq and is a predicted model, not a curated record. Lineage: Eukaryota; Metazoa; Chordata; Mammalia; Monotremata; Tachyglossidae. Gene Ontology annotation, biological process: negative regulation of T cell activation; intracellular signal transduction. The transcript has 8 exons.